AUGGCUUCCCUUUCUUUACAAGGAUUGAUGGAUACUACCAACGCAGACACAAGACCUACGAAUCCGCCCCGUAUCAUAAUCCUAAUGGAGUACAGAGGGAUUCAUAUUGAGCAACGACAGUACCGUCUCUUGAAUCAUCCCCAGCCUCUUCACUGCUUCAUACCCUCCCACGCUAUAUCAACCACACUCUCGCCACACUACUACCAGCUCUUCUGCCGCACUCGAUCAACUACAUUAUCGCCAGGAUGGGCCGGAGUACCCGAGGGUGCGGAGAGUGCGGAGGGUGCCGCCAGCAAAAAUAUCAUUGCCCUAGAGAUUGUGGCUAAAGAGCUCUUCUUCCAGCUCAAAGCCUCAGUGAGGAUGUUCGUGGGCAACCGAAUCGACCGACAUGCGCUCGAGAAAACAACCGACAAACUAGAGGACAAGAGCAAACAAGACAAGAGCGUCCGGAUUUCAGAAAUGAGCUUGGAGGACGUGGAACAGUGCCUAGGCAUGAUAUGGAGAUGA
Penicillium roqueforti is the source of this 507-nucleotide messenger RNA. RefSeq lists its product as uncharacterized. The record is from RefSeq and is a predicted model, not a curated record. Lineage: Eukaryota; Fungi; Ascomycota; Eurotiomycetes; Eurotiales; Aspergillaceae. The transcript has 3 exons. The coding region runs from base 1 to 507 and encodes 168 amino acids.